AUGCGCUCCUACGGCCGCCUCGCGGCCUGUUCGGGCUUCCUGGAGCGCCUCGUCCGGGAGCACGCCGACUGGACGGCGCGCGCGAAGCAGGCCUUCGCCCUCAUGGACCUCGUGCACGACCCGCGGCGGCGCCUGCGCGUCGUGUCGCAGACGCUGCCCGGCGCCUGCCGCCGGGGCUUUGCGGUGACGGCGCUCGCGGCGCGGCGCGACGGCGCGCGGCGCGGCGACGAGACGACGCUCCUCGCCGUCGACGCCGCGGGCGAGGCGGCCAUCGCGUCCUGGUGGUCCUGCGACGACCGCACGGCCGAGGACGAGGUCGUCGGCGCGCGCGGCGGCGGCGCCGCGCGGCUGCCGUCCUGGAGCCCGAACUGGUGGCGCCUCUUCGACACGCGCGCGCGCGGCCGGUCGAACCGCGUGCGCUUCUCCGAGCUCAUCUGGGGCGAGGACGCGGGCUACGGCGUCACGGCCUUCACCUGCGGCUACGACGGUCUCGCCUUCGGCGUCUUUCUUACAGUUCCUUUUCCGACGAGCGAGCCCGUCGCAGGCAAGGUGCGGCGCCACGCGGUGAGCGACGGCACGUUCCGCAUCCUCGGCGCGCGGCCCCUCUUCGACGUCGGCGGCCCGGGGGGCACGCCCGCGUGGUCCGUCGCGGCGUCGCCCGGCCUGCCGCACCUCCUCGCGGCCGUGGGCAACGGCGCGGUCGAGCUCCGCGACGUGCGCGCGCCGGGCAGCAAAAGGGUGAUUCAACGUCGCUUCAACGUGCGCGCGCCGGACCGCGUGCGGGGGUUGCGCGUCGGCGCGCACGCCGCCGGCGGCCGCGUCGUGUCGCGGAGCGUCGCGCUGUCCGCGCCGUUCCUCGCCGCGGGCGCCGCCGACGGCGUCGCGCGCGUCUGGGACCUGCGCAAGGCGCCGCGCGACGACCCGCGCCAGCGGCCGCUGCUGCGCGUCGCGUUCGCGCGCGACGGCGCGCGGCUCCUCACGGCCUGCUACGACGGCACGGCGUCGGCCUGGGCCGUGUCCGGCCCGCCGGCGCCCCGCGAGGUCAUCGCGGACCACCGGGGCCACGCCGUCGAGCGCAUCGCCGUCGACGGCGACGCGACGCUCGCGUCCGUCGACUUCACGGGCUGCCUCAAGCUGUCGCGCCUCGACGAGGCCAAGGUCGCCGUGCGCCAUCUGGACGUGGACGGCGACGCGGGCUCGCCGACCUGCGUCGCGGCGCCGAGCUUCGACGAGCCCGCCGCGGCGGUCGCGCUGCGCCCGGAGCCGGACCUGCCGAAGACGCGCGCGCUGGCCCUGGCGACGGGCUCCCUCGCGUCGCUGAGCGUCCUCGCCCUCGGCCACUGCGACGGCACGGUGUCGACCGUGGCCCUCCCCUUCGCCGGCCCGUCGUUCCGCAAGCGCGAGGCCGAGCUCCGCCGCAAGGUGCCCGCGGGCCACGUCUGGGACGGCGCGCGACGUCGACAAAAGAGUGCACUGCACACGAUGGUCCACAAGAUCAUCCUCGCGCUCGCGCUCUGCGGCGCCGACGCGUUCGUGCCGGCCGGCCUAUCUGCGCCAUCCAGCGCGCUCAGCGUCGCGACGCUCGAGAAGGCGGAGGCGAAGACCGCCGCGUGGCCUGCCAAAACCGCGGCGUGGCGCGCGGCCUGCGACGCCUCGGGCGUCGUGUCCUACGCCGACUUCGGCAUCAGGGUCGGCGCCGUCGAGGAGGUCGCGCCGGCGCCGCGCGUCGUCGUCGCCGCGGGCGAGCCCAUGAUGAAGCGGCUCGGCGUCUACGAGGCGGACGAGGACGCGCUCCUCGCCGCGUCGACGUUCCCGCUGGCGCCCGACGCGCUCAUCGCGCGCUGCAAGGAGGUGCUGGGCCCGGAGAUCGGCGUCGGCACGAAGGACGGCGGCGCGUGCCUCGCGGAGGACUUCGAGUUCUGCGCGGCCGUCGUCGGACCGAUCGGCAAGGAGGCGUACCUCGAGGCGCUGGGGACGUUCCAGCUCGAGGACGCGUUCCCGGACCUCGACCCCAAGUACCACCUGUUCCGCGUCGACCCCUUCGACGAGGGCCGCGUCUGGUUCCACUCGCGGUCGUCCGCGACGCACACGGAGCCCCUCAUGGGCAAGCCGGCGACGGGCAAAAAGCUCGAGCUGCCGCCCCAGUGCUUCCACAUCGACUUCACGGCCGAGGGCCUCGUCAAGGAGAUCGGCUUCUACGUCAUCGACCGCCGCGUCGGCAACACGGGCGGCCUCGGCGGCGCGUUCGCCUUCUUCUACGGCACGGGCAACCCGCUGCCCAUCCCGGAGUGCCAGCCCUACAAGCCGAGCAAGCGCUUCCGUCUCCUCAACUUCGUCGGCAAGCUGGGCGCGAAGUUCGCGAAGAAGGAGUAG
Molecule: messenger RNA, 2373 nt
Organism: Aureococcus anophagefferens
Lineage: Eukaryota; Pelagophyceae; Pelagomonadales; Pelagomonadaceae
Exons: 7
Coding region: 1-2373 (790 amino acids)
Molecular function (GO): protein binding
Source: RefSeq, a predicted model, not a curated record